UCCCCUCCCUUUUAAAUAUCCCCCAAAUCCCCAGGAAGCCCUGUAUGUAUGUCUUCUCCGAUUCCAACCAACCGAGUUUCUUCUUCAUUUUGCUUCCAUGGCGAAAGAAAUUGACCGAAUCAAAGGCCCUUGGAGCCCCCAAGAGGACGAGGCCCUUCGGAGAUUGGUCCGUAAAUACGGCCCACGGAACUGGUCCUUGAUCAGCAAAUCCAUUCCCGGCCGCUCUGGAAAGUCCUGUCGGCUCCGGUGGUUCAACCAGCUCUCGCCGCAGGUCGAGCAUCGAGCCUUCACCGCCGAAGAAGACGAGACGAUCAUUAACGCUCAAGCUCUGUACGGCAAUAAGUGGGCCACCAUCGCCAGGCUUCUCUCCGGCCGGACCGAUAACGCUAUCAAAAACCACUGGAACUCAACCUUGAAACGGAAGAGCGGGGGUUGUAAUACCAGUUCGCCGCCGUUGAAGAGUCCUUCUGAGUCCGAUGUUAGCGAUUCUAGCUUUUUCCCCUCUCUAUCCUCCUCCCAUGUGUACCGCCCGGUGGCUAGAAGCGGUGGCGUUGUACCUCCCUGCGAAACGGUGUCGGCUUCAAACGAUCCGCUAACAUCAUUGUCGUUGUCGCUUCCAGGUGCGGAGUCGUCGGAGGUUAAUUUUGGGGACAAGUCUCUGCCGGCAAUUGGUGGAAUUUGGGCGGAGGAGAGGAAUAAGAAUGGAUUUGAGAUUGGUGGGUCGGAUUUAAUGGGUGUGAUGCAGGAGAUGAUAAGAAAGGAGGUGAGGAAGUACAUGGGGGGAUUAAUGGAACAGAAGGUCGGCGGCGGGGUUUGUGUGCAGCAAGCUGCCGCCGGUGGGUUUAGAAGCUUCGUCAGCGUGAGCAAGAGUGUGUAAGUGAAGUUAGUGUAAGUAAAAA
Messenger RNA from Cucurbita maxima (winter squash), 899 nucleotides. RefSeq names its product transcription factor MYB44-like. The record is from RefSeq and is a predicted model, not a curated record. Gene Ontology annotation, cellular component: nucleus. The transcript has 3 exons. Gene Ontology annotation, molecular function: RNA polymerase II cis-regulatory region sequence-specific DNA binding; DNA-binding transcription factor activity, RNA polymerase II-specific. Lineage: Eukaryota; Viridiplantae; Streptophyta; Magnoliopsida; Cucurbitales; Cucurbitaceae. Gene Ontology annotation, biological process: regulation of DNA-templated transcription. Bases 98 to 877 code for a protein of 259 amino acids.